Molecule: messenger RNA, 3916 nt
Organism: Bactrocera oleae (olive fruit fly)
Lineage: Eukaryota; Metazoa; Arthropoda; Insecta; Diptera; Tephritidae
Gene: peg
Product: pegasus
Molecular function (GO): protein binding
Source: RefSeq, a predicted model, not a curated record
AGACUCUUCUGAUGAUAACCAAUGGCGGCAGCAAUUUGGCUGCCAACGCUGUCAAACGAAAUUAUAUGUGUGUAAGUUUGUGUGUAUCUUAAUGGGAAGGUUUUCAAAGUUAAAGACAGUGACGAGAGGCGCGAAGAAAUUGAUGUGGUAUUUAGUGUACAAAUAAAUGUAUGAAUGUGUAUAUGCAUAAGUAUACCUUUGUGCAUAUGUAUUUAUAUAUGUACACAUCAUACACACUAUUAUCUGGCGGCUAGAUGAUUUAUUGCUUUCGUACCGAGAGGAAGCGCAGCUGAAAGUGUAUUUGCAAAUAUUGGGCAUUCAGUAAAGCAAAGAACGUGAACGAACUGACAACGCGUGCGACAGAUAUUUUAUUUAAAUCUUUAGUGGUAAACGGUGGACCAAAGUGCUAACAAUUAUUACCAAAUCGAAGUUAAAUCGAUAUUGUAUGCGCAAAACUCUCCGUAAUAUGAAGACUUAUCUCGGAAGUAUGACCACAUAGUUUAGCAUAAUUCCAUUUCUGUGCGCGCCAAGUUGCAAUAUUAACAUUUUUCUGCAUGUAAUUAUGCAUUGUUUAUACAUACGAGGGUGGUCCGAUAACUACAUAACCUAUAAAACGGAAAUUUUGAAAAAAUUUCGACUUAUAGCCCAACAUAGUCUUCUCUUAGCGCGUUGCGUUACAACCAGGGUUUCUGCAACUUAUUUAACCUGUUUGAAAAAUAAGUUUUAUGGAGGCUUGGAAGUUGUAGGUCCGUAGCGGCGAUAACCUCCUCUGUCGACCAAAUUUCUAUCAGGCGAGUGUCAUUUUCAAGACUUUGGAAACACAAAAAGCCGCAAGCGACCAAAUCUGGAGCAUGCAUGUCAUUAAUGUGUAAAAAGGAUAAUUCGAUCAAUUUGGCCGUGGCGAAAGCGGAGCUAUCAAUCAGAGCGUAGUCAUGGUGUGAAGAGUUAUUUUUUCUUCGCCAAUUGGGACCGUUACAAUAAUUCAGCAUAGUAUAGCGCAGUGACCUUUGGCUAAUAAAAUAGUCUUCGCCUUCUUCUAAACAGGUCUGAUAAUGAAGUCGAUUAUUUCGACUGUUCCUUGGUUUUCGGUGUGCACCAGAUCGAUGUUUCGUUGACGGUCAGAAACGGCGCAGAAACUCCGUCCCCGGUCGGUGAGGUUAAGUACAUAUCGAACCACCCUCAAUCGCAUAUAAUCAUUGUGCAUACAAUGUUGAUGUUGAUAUUCACCGACGCUUUUGACACUGCGCUCGCGUGCAACAUCGUUCUUAUUAAUUUUAUUAUUUUCUAAUAAUUUUUUUUUUGUUUUAUAAAUUUGUGUUCCAUCUCACUAACAACAACACGUUAGAAUCAUCGCUGCUGACAUCAGCGUCGCAGCCAAACCGCAAUCGUUAAUGCGGCAGACAAUAAUAGCAAUAACAACAACAAAGCGCAUAAUCGGCGCGAUCACAAUCGAUUAGCUAUUAGCCGGCUAUUGUCGAUUUGUAUACACUUAUAUGCAUACCGACACACACAUACGUACAGCGGCAUGCACGCUUUUAGCUAGCAGUAAGCCGAUUUGUGUUGAACCACUGAGCCACUGAGUCGCUGAGCCGUUGAUCCACAGUUCCGUCGCGUCGCCGCUGCUACUCCGCUGCCGUGCCAUGCCGCAAAAGUUCUAUAAAACUAACGUACGAUUAGCGUUCCACUGUGAUUCUUUCUUACGUCUGCGACAGUGUUGGCUGCGGUUGAUUAAUCGAUUGCUCAUUCAAGUGUUGGAACGAGCGCGUUUCCUGUUUCGUAUCCAGUCGACGGGGCCAAAUUAGAGCUUCAACAGCAAACACUUCACAAAGUCUGCUUUCUUGCUAUUCUUUUUAUUAUUAUUCGUGCUCUUGCGGAGAAUCAAACGCGUCGGUAUUGAUCCCACCUUCCAACCUUUCGAGUUUACCGCCAUAGCUUUCGAGGCUAAUAGCCACGUGCAGUUUCGAAAAAAUUAUACGCUUGCAAUAUUUUAUGCAGGUUCACACAUAUGUACGUACGUUGCGGACGGGUGUAGCAAAGGCAAAGCGUUGCGCCAAACAGGGUUGAAGUCAAUUUCUAAUAUUUCGCCUGGUCCACUGAGGAUACUGUUACCACGCGCGUUUCUCCUUCGUCCAUCCGUCUUGUUGAGCGCUGUCUUCGUGCGCGCACGCCUUUAUACAAACAUACAACGUAACGUACACGUUUGUGUGUGAAAGUGUGUGCAUACGUGUGUAUUGAAAUCUUGGCGCGGUUCAAUUGAUCGCCUUCGAUCGCGAACUUUGUUUGCCAAUCGCGCACUUUACGGUCCACCGAUCGGUUUAGUUCGCUUUCAUCCACGGCAUUGUGCGUUUAUUAGAGCCGCAAAGAGGCGCCUGAGUUUCACCAAAUAUUCGUAACGAAGAGUUUAUAAAUUAAAAAUUUCAAAGCAAAAAAAGAAGCGUCAGCAAAUAACUUAUAUAAACUUACACUUAAUUAGUUUGUGCCAAAAAGUGAUUGUAUUCUAUUUUGUGUUUCUACGUGUACGCAAAUAAAGGCUGUUCCCCUGUUGCAAGCUCCAAGUAGCAACUACUUAAUUGAGCAAGUGAACUGUCUGGAACAGUGCUUAGUUUUAUUCAUUAAUUUUAUGUAAUUACGUAAAUACGUAUCUACAUACCAUAUAUACCAUAGAUACCUGUAUAUAAUACGGCAAUUUGCGGCGAAGCCAGAUUUUGUUGCAUUACUUUUUGUUGGAUUAACGGAUUCAUCGUCAAGCGCAGUAAUAUUAAAUUUACGAAUAUGAAGCUCUUCGCCAUCAUUUUAACCCUUGCCUUGUACGCCUUCGCAUUGGCGCAGUCGUUGGCGAACGUUAAGUGUCAAAUGAAUUGCGAUCUGCAGGACUUUAGACCGGUCUGCGGUAUAGAUGAUGCUGGCAAGACGAAAACCUUCAAUAAUCUGUGCAUUCUGAAGACAGAGAAUUGCCUGCGACAUCUUUCAUUCCAGAAAACUUCCGAUGGCGUAUGUCCAUAGAUGCUAAUUAUAUAAAACAAAGAAACAGUACUAAUUUGCAAACAUCAGUGAUCCAGUUCUAACAUUUAACAAUUAAAUUAGUUAAUAAACUAAGUGCAAAAUAUGAAUGUCAAGCAAUUUUAUCGUUUUAGCCAUUAACUGAUACUUUUAAUGCGCACAUUUUCAUCUAAAUAUACUAUAUAUUACCAAACAGAAAUAAAACUUAUGUAUUUUCGGGAAUUCUACAUAAAAAAAUAUGGAGUCUAACACUUGGUGCCGCCCUUGAUCCAUGUCAGCAAGUCUAUGAAAGCAAUCAGACUAAAUUCUACAUUUUAAUAUGUAAAUUUUGGAAUUUCGUGUAUGGCAUUCAAGCGGCUGCUCUGGUUACAAUGUAGUCCUAAGUGGUAUUUGUGUGAUAUUCUUAAGAUUUGAUUCGGAAAAGUCGUACAUUUACUGUAAAUUUGCAUGUAUAGAAAUGUAAAGAAAUAAAAAAUAAAAUAAAAUUAUAUAAAACUAGCUUUUACCCGCGGCUUCGCUCGCAUCGAAUCCAUCAAAUAAAUAACUGAUAUCAUUAUAGUAGAUAUGGAUCCAUAUAAAGAAUAUAUUUUAUAUAUAUUCCAAUUCUUAGUUAUGAAAUUACGACGACGCGUGGUUCUUACUUCUGCAUCAUUAAUUCUUCUUGCCUGCAAUUGUUCUUGCGUUUCCGUUGCUCUUCUAGCUUCCUGCUGCUAAGCUUGUCUUUUCGAACGUACUCGUGCCUGAUGAGAAGUUUCAGCUGCUCUCAAAACACGUUGUCGAUCUGCUUGCUGUUGCCUUCUCAGCUCUGCUUGAACUUCACAUUCUUUAUUUCGUGUAACUUUAGCCUUACGCACCGGCGUAGAAUUUCUUGACAGCGCCGAUUUCCGCUUUCGAGGCAUUUUUAUAUUUAAUAAGA